Phascolarctos cinereus (koala) is the source of this 2856-nucleotide messenger RNA. It is a transcript of the gene PROZ, whose product is annotated as protein Z, vitamin K dependent plasma glycoprotein. Gene Ontology annotation, cellular component: extracellular region. Gene Ontology annotation, biological process: proteolysis; blood coagulation. The record is from RefSeq and is a predicted model, not a curated record. Gene Ontology annotation, molecular function: serine-type endopeptidase activity; calcium ion binding. NCBI's taxonomy places the organism in Eukaryota, Metazoa, Chordata, Mammalia, Diprotodontia, Phascolarctidae.
ACCCGCUGAUAUGCAGCUGGACUCCAUUGAACUAGCCUGGACAGUCAGAAUGGCGGGUUCCCUUUGGAUGCUGCAGUUCUGUUUCCUUACCUUCUCUCUCCAUCAGUCAGAGCAGUCAGUAUUUUGGCCGGCUUCUAAGGCAAAUGAAGUUAUAGUAAGAACGAAGCGUGCCAGAUCCUUUAUUUUGGAGGAGAUUUUAGAGGGGAAUUUGGAAAGAGAAUGCUUUGAAGAAAAAUGUGUUUAUGAAGAAGCAAGGGAAGUCUUUGAAAACAAUGAAAAGACUCACGCAUUUUGGAGCCAAUAUAUGGGUGUUUCUACAGCUGGCACUCCAUGUAUCUCCCAACCCUGCCUGAACAAUGGAAUAUGUCAGGAUUACAUCCGAAACUACAUUUGCAGCUGCCUCGAAGGGUAUGAGGGAACGAAUUGUGAAUAUGCUAAAAAUGAAUGUCAUUCCAAGAGAAGUAAAGGAUGUGACCACUUUUGUCGUCCAGGGCAGGAAUUUUAUAUGUGCAGUUGUGCAAAGGGUUAUAAACUUGGAAAGGAUCACAGAUCAUGUAUUCCAAAUGAGAAGUGUGCAUGUGGAAUCCUCAGUUCUAAAAGUAAUGUGACAUUGACAGAUGCCAAGCUGACUCUCCAAAAUUUUCCAUGGCAGGUCAAAUUAACAAAUUCACAAGGAAAGGACUUCUGCGGUGGUGUUAUAGUACAGGAAAAUUUUGUGUUGACUACAGCAAAAUGUUCACUCCUACAUGGAAACAUCAGUGUGAAGCUAAGUGAAGAUGGUACACCAGGAGCCCCACUGGAGAUUAAAAUAAAGAACAAGCACGUGCAUAUGAGAUAUGAUCAAGAAAUGAAGCAGAAUGACCUAGCACUGCUAGAGCUUAAUGAGCCCAUUCAAUGUGGCAGCAAUGGACUUCCCAUCUGUAUCCCUGAAAAGGAUUUUGCAGAACACAUUUUGAUUCCAGAGAAAAUGAACGUUGUCAGUGGCUGGACAUUCAAUGGAACAGAACUAGGUGAUUCGUUGAUUGACUUGCCUAGUGUAUAUUUUGAGAAUGAAAAAUGUGAAGAAAUACUCAAUGUGACAGUGACAACAAGGCUAUUUUGUGAGAAAAGCAAAGCAACAGUGGACUGGCAGUUGGUAGAGGGAAGUAUUGUCAUGGCUGAACAUAAAGGAACUUGGUUUUUGAUUGGUAUUAUGGUCUCUCUACCAACUGAAAAGCUGGGACCACUAUAUCUUUUCACCAAGAUUUCAAGAUAUUCAAUGUGGUUUGAGCAAAUAAUGCAAUAAUGGAAAAGCAACUGAAUAGAAAGAAUAAACUCUAUGGAAAAUACCCAAUUAUAACUGUGAUCCUGAGUUGAUCAUAAAUUGGCAAUAUUGCUACAGAAUUUUACACUUGGAAUACCCUUCUCCUCCCCCAAACCUCAUUUCUUUCUGGUGCCCAUUCUUUAUAGCUCAGCUAACAUGCCAGAUCUAGUUUAAAAAAAAAAAAAGAAACCAACAACCCCUUCCAUCCAAUCAGAAAUUAUCUUUCUUCAGAUCUCACCCUCCAAGAGGGCAAGAAAUGUGUCUAAUGGAUGUUUUUAUCUCCCCCAAUGCCUAAUAACAUGCUUUCUAGAAAUUAAAAAAUUUGAUGAACUGAACUGGCAGAGAUACUGUGAAACAGAUCUGGUAGAAAGCUGUGUGAUAUUUAUUUCUUUUUACUUUGCUUUAUAAUUCAUAUGAGAUGAAAUUAAAUUCUUUUAAAACUAGUAAAAUUCAGGUAUCCUCUAAAAUGAAAUGUUUACUAAUAACUACACAUACUAAAAAGAUAUAAACAGUAUUAAUCAAAGUACGUUUUUAAAAAGUGCCUUGUUUCAAAUCCAUAAAUAGAAGAAUAAAGUGUACUUUUUGUCUUGCAUUAAAGUCUGACAAUCAUGCUUCACUGUGUGGCAUAGAGGUGAUCCUGGGUACUCAAAAGCUAUGUCAGUGGAAUAGAAGCUGAUCAGUUCCCACCAAACCAGAAAAUCUUUUAAGGGCGAGCUUGGCAAUAGACUACAUGUCUAUUAUCAGAGGAACGCGCUAGCUAAAUUUUAAGUGGGAGGGACUUAUUACCAAAAGCUGUUUAAUAAGUCAUGCUUGUUUUUUUAACCAAGCUGCAGCAACUUUUGAAACUAAAGUGUAGAAGGGCCAUGAUUAAUGAUCUGUAUUGGUGGGGGAUUGCCCCCACCAAUAAAAUCAUGGAUCUGUAAAGUGUGAAAUCAAGUGUACAUGUAUAUGACACGAGAGGUAGUACGGGGAAUUGGAUGUGGAGCCUGCCUCAAAGCCAAGAAGGUUUUGAGUCCUAUUUUUGACCAUAUUGACUGUGUGACUCUAAGUCACUGUAUCUCUCAAUGUCCUAGGAAACUCUCUAAGACUGUAAUUUGCAGAGAAGAUACAGAUCUACAUUGACCAAAGAAUUUCCUCACCCAAAAUUCCUCUACACCAGAGAAAUCCCAAUCGUAUCCCAUGCCUGUAGAUAAUAAAGUCAAUCAAUGGAAAGCAAAGAUAAAUCUAAUUAUGAAAAAACUGAUAAUAAAAAUGGAUAACAUGUUUAUAGCAUGUUAUUGUUUGCAAAGAACUUUACAUAUAUUAUCUUGCUUGAUUGCCAGUGAAGUAGUUGCUUUAUCCUGAUUUUAUAGAUGGGAAACUGAGUAUUAGAGAGGUUAAGUGACUUGCCCACCAUCGUGCAGCUAAUGUGAGGUCAGGUCUUCUUGAUGCUAGGUUUUCUGCUCAAUCCACUGCACCAGAGAUGUCAAACAGGAAGCCUAUGAUACUCCCACAUGCACACAGAUUAAAAUGUAACUGGGAAAUAUUUAACAAAAUAAAAAUACAAUAGAACA